This is a messenger RNA of Panicum virgatum (switchgrass), 926 nucleotides long. RefSeq lists its product as uncharacterized. The transcript has a single exon. The coding region runs from base 88 to 735 and encodes 215 amino acids. NCBI's taxonomy places the organism in Eukaryota, Viridiplantae, Streptophyta, Magnoliopsida, Poales, Poaceae. The record is from RefSeq and is a predicted model, not a curated record.
UUCGUUCACUCCACUCGAAGCCAAUAGCAGCGCUUCACUGAUCGAUAGUGCUCUUGAUAAGGACUAAUCGAUCGCGUUAGCGUGCUCAUGGAUCAUUACCCGCCGCCGCCCGUGUACGCAAGCGCAUCGCCCACCCCGGGCAACGGCAACCUGGAGGCGAGCCACGUUGCCGUGUACCCGCCGCCGCCGCCGCCGGCGCUGGCGCGGGGCCUGCCCGUGAGCCACCAGCAGCUCGGCGGGGGCGCUCCGGGCAGGGACAGCUGCGAGGGCCAUGACCCGAGCGCGCUGCUCGUGGGGGCCACGCUGAUCACGAUGCUCGCCUUCCUGCUCGGCACCUUCAUCCCCGGCGGCUACUGGCAGCAGGACACGCCGGCGUGGAGCGGCGGCAAGCGGGUGGUCUACCGCGCCGGCGACCCCAUCAUGCGCGACCUGCACCGGCCGAGGUACUGGGUGUUCCGGGCGGCGAGCUGGGUCGGGGUCGCGAGCUCGAUGGUGCUCACGCUGAGCCUGCUCGUGCGGGCGGCCGCGGGCUCGCGCCACGUGCGCUGGUCCUUCGCCGUGGCCUACUCCAGCCUGCUGCUCACCUUCGCGGUGUCGCAGACCAAGACGCACCUGUCGCUGGACAUCAUCGUCUGGCUCGCCGUCCUCGCCGUCUCCUGGCUCAUCACCAGCAUCCGUGGGGAGAACCGCGCGCGCAUCAUCAAGCUGCUCUGCUGCAGCGGCGGCGACAAUUGAACAAUUUUGAAUCUUUUUAUGUGGUGAAAAUUUUCGUGCAAGCUGUGUGAUGUGGAUUGAAACUCUAUCCUUGCUUGAGCGUUGUACUACAUUUAUAGAUGGAUUGGCGUGCUUAGAGCCUUAGAUAAGUGUGUAACAAAUAAAAAGAGCUCAUGGGAAUUCUCUGGUUUUGCAAUUCCUCGAUUCAUAUA